AAGAGCUCGUACCGACAUUUUGGGUAAACUCGGAAAAUUCUCUCGUCAGAGGACAAACAUUUAAUUUCUCAUACAAAUCCCAAUUAAAAACUAGUGAAAUCCAAAAUAAAUAUAUUAAAAAAUGCAUGAAUAAACAAUUGAAUGUGUUGCAAGGCUUCCCAAUCGCCCCUCGAGGCCGAAAGUGUGUGAAAAAUCUCGCAUCAUGGAUACCUAAGCUGAUGUGUUUUAGUUUUAGGGUGGAUAUCUCUCGAAAAGUUUUUUUUGGAAAUCUUUUGCUGCUGCUUUCUUUGUGUUUCCUCAAAAUAAUAUACACAUAGUUUUCCAACAAUAAAUAUUUUUCUAAUAAGAUGUCCCUGCUUUCAAUAUUGUAUUUUCCCAAAGUGGUGUGCCAUGUGAAAAUUAUUCCAAAAACCAAAUAAAAUGUGAUUUUUCUCAAAUCGCGUACAAAGGUUUUUUCUUUUUGUAUGUGCAAUUUUGUUCCUAGCUCAAAAAACGAAAAAAAAAAAUAGAAUCCUGCAAAGAAAACCAGUGGAGUUGCGCUUAGGAGGAGGUUUUCAAUACUCUUUCACCUGUAUAAUAUUUAAAUGGACAGAUUAAAAUGGUUCACCGCGGCGGGUUAGAAUCCAGUACAGAGAAAAGCAAAAAAGACGAUUUCAACUCAUGCAUAGCAGAAAAUGCCAAAACCGCCGACGAUGAUAUAUCAAAUAAUAAAAUCGAACAAACCGCAUCAAAAGCUAAACAAGUAAAGAAAGCCCCGAAAAAAGCGUCGCCGAAGACCCCAAAACUGCCAUUAUCCGAUCAUUCCAUUUCGCAGACUGUUGUUCGAUUAGAAAGAUCGCGAUUAAUUAAAACAAAAAAUAUACCCAGUCCGAAGGCUGCUGAUAUUACUAGUGUUAGUGGUACUAAAUCAAAGCGCCUUUCACCUGUGAGAGCAGGUCUGCGAAGUAGCAGUUUGGAAAGCCAUACAAGCACCACCAGCACCAGCAACAACAACAAUGCCAAAGCAAAGAAGAAGAAAGUUAUCACCAAGAAAGGUAAAGCUACCGACCCACUCGAAUGUCCAUCGAAAAAAACAGUGGACCAGAAUUCGAAAAACGCACAACAAACUAAGCUGUCUAAACAACUGCCACUCUCGUUAAUAUGCAGCCUACCCUUGAACAGACUUUCUGGAAUACUCGAAAAAAUAAAAACGAACAAAACGAAAUGCCUACCAAACGUAGAAGAAGACAACUCGUCCGAAGACAAGUCAAAUGUCGACAAAAGUUCAAGUCAAUGCAAAACCCUUUGCCUCUAUUGUGAUAAACGCAUGUCGACUGUGAAAGUCCGAGCUAGACACAUCGAACGUUUCCACACGAUUUCCAAAGAACGAAGAUCAAGCUCAAGGAAUCCUGUAACACCAACCUCUCAAGACUCUAAAGACCUCACAGCCACUUCAGCAUGCUCAUCUUCAUCAACACCAUCAACGCCCAUUUCAUCGACCACCAAUUUAUAUUUGAGUGGUUGUUCAUAUUGUUCCAAAUCAUCAAAACUACAAGCGGUUGCUUUAGAAAAUGAUCUCAGCGCUCUCUUUUUCCAUUUAGUAGACUUCCAUUCGGAUAAGUACUUUGGCUGUAAGGCAUGUGCAAUAAGGUUUCAAACAGCCACAAAACUAAGUGACCAUGUGCAACGCACUCAUUCCUCUUCAGAAAAAAGCUCCAAUCCUGUUGCAGCAGAGGAUGUUAAACCUCCUCUGGCAUCGGCAUCUGCAGAAGAGGAACGUGCUGUAAGCGAAAUCGGUAAAUCUACACCCACAAAGACACGGCGUCAAAUGAAGCAGACGGGGACUGAGGUUCCUCUGACGACACCGAAUCAAGUGGCAGCUUCAUCUUCGUCCUCGUCGACAGUAAAUCGAAAUGGAUCUAUGUUCUCGAACGAUGAACCAAUCUUAUCGCGCCUUGGUCUCACUCAGAAUAGGUUGCCUCGGGGACGCAAAGGAAUUCGUAGUCGUCGUCAAACCAACGUGGAUACUGUUAAGCCAGACACCAGUCUGAUGGCUGUGAAAACAAGGAGUAAACUUGGAAGGUUUAACACCUCAAAUGAACCCGUUGAAACUGUAUUUCGUACCCCAACUAAUACUCGCAUCGAGCCUUUAUCGUGCACUUUCGAUGAAGAUUUCUACGAAAAGGUUUUCAAUAAUGUAAGAACGAAUUUGAGCUGCCAUUUAGAUGGAAAGAUCGGUAGCGACACGGAGUCAAAUCGCCCCCAAAGCCCACCCCCUCUUUUGCCUGCCAUACGAAGUACAGUGGUUAAAAGCCCCCAGGUUCUCGAGAGUGAAGUUCACACUGCGACUAGUUUGGCGGCCUUAACAGCUUUCCCCACCUUACUCACAGCCGAACAGUACGGCUGCGACUUUGGCACAGCCAAAAUCAAACGACCCAUAACAAGGCACUCAUGGAAAUGGAAAUGGGACAGUGUCAAAAAAUACAAAUAUGUUAAUGAAGGUGGAAAGAUAGUGAAGAAAAUUAAGCAACCCAUGCUUGGUUUGAGGGAUUUAUCCAAAUUGGACAUGUGGACGCAGCUUACAAUGCGUCAAAAACACGAAGUGGUAAGAAAGCAAUCUGAAACGACGAGCAGCCAAAGCCUUGUUGAGUUUACUACUGACAAUGGUCGCGAAGAAAAGCAAAGGCAAGUCGAUCAGUUGAAUACUAUUUUAGACAGUCGUCGAUUGCCACAAAUUAUUAUGGAGCAAAACGAACAGACUAUCAUUAAGCUCGAAAUUACAGACGAAGGAUUUCGUUACCUGGCCGGAGAAAUGUCAUCGUCAUUUGAUCCUACGGAUAAUGAGGGCCCCAGUACGAGCCAGGCCAUUGAUCGCAUUAUACCAGCGAAUUUAAAUUUAAUUCCUAGUCGUUCGCUUGGCGAAUCUUUACGUCACUCAGUGGUGCUAAGUGGAGAAUGGGCCAGACCACGAUGCUACGUUUGUUUUGGUUGUGGUGCCAGAUUCGACAAACGCAAAGCGCUUGAAGAGCACAAAAUGUUCCGUCAUCCGCAUGUUUAUUCAACUCAUUAUGAAAUUGUUGGCAGAGAACUUAUUGAAGGAAAUCUCUAUAAACACUUCUUCAUCCCAUUAAAAGCACUCAGUCGCCAUAAGGAAUACGCGCAACGGAUACUUGUAAAUAAAAAGACUGAUUAUAACGUGUCGAAAUCAUCAAGUAAUUCUGGUAAUGAAGAAGAGUCCUUGGAUAGUCUUCAUUCGGUAACAGCUAGUUUCACAACUUUAAGCAGUAGUAAACUAAGUGAUGAUUGUGAUACCGAUACGAAAACUGCCAUUGAGAACGUAUCAUCGUUCGCAGAACCAUUAUCACCACAAUUAUUAACAAAGAACGACCCUAACAGUUCCGCGGCUGUUUCUAGUUCUUCAAUGGAUUGCACAAAAUGCAAUAGAAACUGUCAUGGAAUGUUAGAACUUUAUAGGCAUAUGUUGGAUUGUUCUGGUGACUACGCUUGGAUUUUGGCUAAAAAGAAGAAGUACCGUUAUUAUGGGAGUCGCAAACGACGAACGUUCAAUAGACAAAAUAUAUCUGCCUUACACUUGCAUAGGCGCAAAGUUAAGGUAUCUAAAGAAGAAAACGAAUCAGAUGAAACUCCGAAGAAGAAGUAUAUGUCGCCAUCAACACCUCGUCCCAGAGCAAGUGAUGCCGAUUCUAUAAGAAAAAUGCUAGAGAAUCUUCCUCCAAAACGUGUUUGUCGAGAAAUAAUACCAAAUGCUACAAAACCAAGAUCAAGAAAAUUCAAAACAACCGCCAGUUGCAGAAAAAUUCAGCAAAAUUCUACAAACAAUUGCAAGAAGUCCAAUACAACGCUAACAGCUAUAUCUAAGAAAAUACUGCGCAAUCAUAAAUUGCGUGGGAUUUCUGAUAAAGACAAAAUUUCGCGAAAUAAAAAAAUAUUGGAAACUAAACGAAAAUCUGCACGAGUCAAAAGUCGUGUAGUUGCAAAUAAAAAUGUUCAUUCCCAAAAUAAGAAGACAAACAAAAAGACUGAGACGGGAAGAGGUGGAAUUGUUAGGAAAAUUGGUGCAACAACAAAGCGUUUUGUUAAAAAAAUCAAAAAGCGUCUGCUUGGUGGUAAAUCGGAUAGCAACUCGGCAACAAAAAACGAAAAAGCGAAACCCACCGAAGAGGAAAAAAAGCCAUCGUCAAAAAUAUCAGCAGUUCGAAAACUAACUUUCGAUAAUAAGGAACAAGAAGUUGUCAAUAUACAAGACAAUUGCAGCCAAGAUAAAACAACAACACCAGCUAUAGUGAGUAGCCCGCCUACGACUGAAGUAAAAGAUAUAAACGAUAGCAAGAUUGAGAAACCCAAUUCAAUUGAAAAUGAAAGUAAAGAACAGGAUCACAGUGAAAACCAAGGUCAGAUACCAACGAUUACCAUUGAGACAAACUUUGAACCUUUGAAAAAGCUGCAUGACACAAGUUUAAACGAAGAUCUAAGCCUAAGCUUAAGAUCGGAAGGUUCAACAGAAAACCUUCAUGAACAACAAAGCGACCUUUCUGCAAGUACAGAAGAUUUGAACAGACUUAACCCGAACUUUUUGCACAACCAAGUGAGCCCAACAACAAAGCGAAGAAGUAAAAAAAUCAACGAUUGCAUUGCCAUGCUUACUGGAAAAAUUCAAGAAAAACUAGGCAAACCAUUUUUAGAAUGUAAAGAAACACAAGGUGCUGAUAAAGCUAAGAUUCAAAGUAAUACCGAUGCUAACGUCGUUCUCCCAAGUUCAGAAACAAAGGACACUAAACCAACCAAGAGAAAGGCCCCAACUCGAAAAAUUGUAAAAUGUGAUCAGUCUUCUGAAGGUAAUAUUGAAAUUUUGUUCCCAGAAAAAAUGCCAGUUGAGGUCCAUGAAUUACCGCAGAAAAUUUGUAGUCCGCCUAAACAAUCUGCUACGAAACGAACCUCAACAAAACAGUCCCCGGUGCCAGUGGAAGAGCUAAAAGAGUCUCUAGGAGCGGAACCACAAUUGAACAGCGGUACAUUAUUGAAACAACAUUUGCAAGAAAAACUCAUACAAAAGGAAAUACCGGUCAACGUUCUAACACUCUUACCAGAGAAGUUAAAGGAAACAUUGCCAAAGGUUUCAAAAGAUUUGCCACAGAAGCCGGUUCUACCGAAAGAAACAUCUUGUGUGGUCGCUUCAAUUACCGAGCCAAAACUAAAAGAUGUUGUUUUAAUGAAGCCCCCAUUAAAUAAUCCACCAUAUAAAGAUCCAAACUUAAAGGACCCUUACUUAAUGGAAUCAAUAUUGAAGGACACUCCUCUUAAGAAUUUACCAAAAGACCUACAGCUGAAGAAUCUUUUAAAGGAACCUCUGUUGAUGGAUUCAUUAUUAAAAGACACAUCAUUGCAUCCAUAUAAGCCACCUUUCGAGGACCUGCCUUCGAAUUCUGUACAAUCUCUUAGCGCAUCUCCUCAUAAAAAAGAAAGUCAGACAAAUCGAAAAACACCUCAGUUACCAUCCGCAUCUGCUGCCACUGUUUUUAGUAACACUCCACUCUUGACCCCCUUCAAUAUUGACCCAAGGAAGCCACAAGAAAUCCCACCACCAUAUGCAAAUUUCAAACCAGUUUCAGUGGGUAGAAUUCCUCCCCCUCCAGUCACAAUUGAAAUAGUAACCCCAGCUCCAGUUUUAUUAAAUGAAAUUGUUCCUAAAAAACUACCGAAACAACCUCCCUUGCAGCAGCAGUGUGUUAUAAAUGCUGACACUAUUCGUGUACCAAGUGUCAAGCUACCACAACAAUUAUCGAUACCCCAAUUUAUGCCGGUUCAGCAGCAGCAACAACAACAGCAGCAGCAAGUACCCGCACCAAGAGGAAUGAUCACAAAACGUCGACAAACAAUUGCGGGUGCACCCAAUGAUUUCUUGUACGACAUGAGUUCCUUACGUUGUGGCAAUGCCUACAACAAUUUGCCAUUCGAACUAGAAGUGCCAUUAGAUUUGUCAAAGAAGCCCAAACGCUCGUCGCCAAAGGCGAAACAAAAUGCAACAAAGGUCACACCACAACCUGUGCAUUUUCCACAGAUUUCAGUCAAACCAAAUGCUGUUCUUAUGCCCCCAGUUCCUUAUCAACUGCCUAUUCUACCACAGACCCAAAUUAUACCAAUUAUGCGUGAAUCUCUACUCCCCAUAAGUUCCGUACCACAAGUUCCUUUACAAAACCCACCACUUAUUUUCCCCACAGAUAUCCCGGCUGCUAAACCGACAACAAGUACACCUCGAAAAAGAGCAACUAAUAACAAAAAACAACAAGACCCUGUUGCUAAUAGUAUUCCAACAAUAGUGAAUGUGCCCGUUGAUGCUCCACCACCUAAGAAAGUUUCAAAAAAAGUAACUACUCCAGUGGUGGAUGCCAACAAAUUAAACCCUCAUUUAAUCCCAUUACCAAUCGAAAAUACGAAUUUGAUCAAAGAAAAAAGUAUACCAUCACAGCCUGUUAUUGAAACCAAUAACAAAACACCAUUGCUAGACAAGGCUACAAUAUCCGAGCAUAAACCAGCAAGCAGUACUCCGGAGGUUAUCACAAAUAUGUUAAAACCAACUACAACUGACAUAACGAAUGAACCAAUUGUUACUCAGCAAACAGAAGAUAGUUUACCUUCAUGUGCAGUGACUCCAAACCCUCAGACAGAUGUGGCUCCAAUCCCUCAGACAACUCCGAUUCUACCCACUAAGACACCUGUGAUAACGCCCAUACCCUUAUCAGAGCUUACCAAUCCGAAGGAAGAGCAAAAAAUAACUAAAGUCGAUGCAAAGGAAACUAAGAAAUCAAAGACAAACAAAAAGCCUGCACCGGUCACAACGCCUAAAAAGGGUUCGCCUUCAUCCAGCUCCGUCUUGAUAAGCAAUCAAGAUAACAAAACAACAGAAGAGACUGCGGCUAAAAGUGAAUGCAAAAAUGGAUCAUCGCCUGACUCCCAAAAAUUAAUCCCAACACGAAGAAGCAGAAGAAACAAAGUAACAGAACAAAGUGAAGCUAAGAAACCAGCUUCAACAGCAACUCCAACUACUCCAGCUGCCCCAACUACUCCAGCUGCCCCAACUACUCCAGCUGCCUCAAGUACUCCAGCUGCCCCAACUACUCCAGCUGCCCCAACUACUCCAGCUGCCCCAACUACUCCAGCUGCCCCAACUACUCCAGCUGCCCCAACUACUCCAGCAACGCUAAUUACUUCAGCAACAUCAACUACUCCAGCUACACCAACUACGCCAGCUACAUCAACUACUCCAGCUAAACCAACUACCCCAGCUACACCAACUAAUCCAGCUACACCAACUACUCCAGCUACACAAACUACUCCAGCUACACAAACUACACCAGCUACACAAACUACUCCAGCUACACCUGCUCAACCUCCAACUUCAGCUCUUAAGGAAAUAGAAGAGAUUGCAGCAAGUUUCUUGAGUGACGACGAGGUAGAAAAUGAAGUAACUGACUCUCCUUUAAAGAAACAGCAACAACAGCGUCAAGAGCCAAAACCAUUAGAAAUUCCUCCACAACCACAAGAACAGCCAAAAACAAACAAAAAAGUAAUGGAUCAUAAGCAAAUUGAACCAUCUCCAACUCCAGGCUUACAAAUCCAAGACAAAAAAGAAUCGACAGAGGACAAUGAAGUAGUUUCCGUGACCAAUAACAAAGAAAGCGAACCAACAACGAACAAACAGGACUCCGGUAAGAAACCUAGGCGACGAAGAAAGAACGAACUGGCUUCAAUAGUAGCAGAUCAAUUAAUGGAGAGUUUCAAAGAAACUGAUAAAUCUCGAAUAGAUGAUUUGAAGCGACUAGAAGAAUUAGCAUAUGAGAAGAGUGAAGACUUAUUGCUAACUGGAAUGCGUCUUAUGCCGACAACCAAGCGAAAAAACGUUCUAGAAAAUAAGAAGGAUUUGAGUGCAGAAGUAGAGUCUAAGGUUGUUAAUUCAGUCAAAGAAUCCAAGAAACUGAAAGCUGAAUUGGCAAAGGAAAAGCCUUCAACUGCUCAAAAAGAUGAUUUAGAAUCAAAGCCUAAAGCAGAUUUGACAAAGGAAAAAGAGAAAGACAAAGAAAAAGAAAAGAGUGCAAGUGUUCAAAAAGCAAGUGGAGAAUUAUUUAAGGAUCAUAAAGACAAGCAAAAAGUCGUCGAAGUAAAAUUAAAGACCCAAACCGAACUUGCGACGCCGAGUAACCAGCCGAAAUUAAUAAUCAGGGAUGACCUUAAAACAAAGCCACUACCCAUAGACUUUAGUAGCUAUCGAUCGAACUCUAUGGACAGUUGGUCGAAUCGGGGGUUAAAGCAUCCGAAUACCGAAAAACAAUCGCCGCUCACUGAUGUAUCACCGACCAGCGACAUAAUGCCCGCUGCCCCCAAAGAUAAAAAGACCAAGAAAAAGCAAAUGAAAAAACGUGAUAAAAAAAUCGAAAUCGAAAAUAUCAACCAGCUGCGGACUGGGCUGGAAUCAUUCACUUUAAGCAAGGAUGUGGUUGACAAUGGGAACGAUACCUUGGUAGGAUCUGGCACUCGUGUUGCAGACCAUGCACAUUCUAUGGUUGACUUGUUUUCAUCAACAACACAGCCAAUUCCGACACAGCUAACUCCGACACAGCCAACUCCGACAGGGACAACUGUGUCUGGAAAAGAUGUGUCUCCAUUUGGGAAUUUCAGCAAUGUUAAAACAUCGUCGUCCAUACUGCGGCCGAGUAUAUUAGCAGCAUCAUUCGAUAUUGUUGCUUCAAACAAAGAGAACCCACAACAGAGCGCGGAUCGGAAGUCGAAUAUAUCAAGUCGCGAUCCUCGAUUGAAUAAAAACAUUCACACUGAAGAAGGUGAUCAUGUGAAUGUGCCACCCGAAACUACAUCUCGCUUGGCAACGCUGCGAACAAGGAGGAAAUCCUUUGCUGAUGCAACUCCACCGACAUAUACUAGUCGGGCGAAUUCCCGUUCUACACCUAGCAAGCGUUCCACUGCUGGAAGUCGGCGUAAUUCUCUGGCAUUCGAUGACGAUGAAGAUGAUAACUAUCUAACGGCAAUUGCGAAAAGAGUAAAUGACAAAAUAAUGUCAGCUGAGGACAAGGACUUCAAUCUUGCAAACGAUGGUUUUGAGCUCGCUAGUUCAUUCCUAGACCAAAAUGAUCCAUUUGAACGCCCAUCGACCUCGAUGAGUGUUCGAAGUGCACCAAAUUUUAACGAAGAUCGUUCGAACAUGGACACGAUGGAUGCAACAAACACCGACCUCAUAGACAUGGACGUGGACGAUGAUAUGAGUGUUUAUACGACUUUCUCGCAGGAUACUACUCGAAGUAAGGGAGGUAGACGCAGACGUAGACGAAGAAGUGUUCUUCUGACACGUAAACCCAAGAAAACCAAUGUCAAUUUAUUGGAUUCCAUGGAAACAUUUGAUUGCCUCUUAUGUAAUAAGAAGUUUGCUAAAGCAGUUGCUUUGAAUAAACAUCAAUUGACAAUUGCCCACGUUUCGAAAGUCUCUGAGCAAGAGUAUUUAAAUGCUACAAGAAAGAAGGAGGAAGAAAAGGCAAAGGAACAAGAAACACAAUCCAAAGAAGUGACUUCUACUGCUAAACCAAUUACCACCGCACCACCUAGUUCUUUAACAACUGCAAUUGCUGAUAGCCCUAAACAAUAUUUUAACGCCAUUCAAAGUAUUCGAUUGGAGGAGAAAAACAUUGUUCCUCCAUUAAAAGCAACAGAAACUCAAGAAAAGAUAGUUGAAAAGGUUCAAAAGUCUCAUCAACAAAAAGUUCCAUUCAUCCCUCCAAAUAGUAUACUUAACCAAUCGGGAAUCGAGCCAAUUUCAUCACCAGAGCAAAACUAUGAACGCUACUCUACGAAAACUUCAUCCAGACUCACCCUAAAUCCCGAUGAACGGCUUUUUUAUGAAUGUUGUAAUAUUUUGAAAGGCUCUGAGACACCUUUGGUAGAGAGGACCUAUCCAAUUGUACCACCUACAACAUAUGCUUAUGAUUUACAAGUAAAACCCGUCACACCAAAAUCACCGAACGAAAGGUUUUCUUACAUGAAACAAUCGACUUCAGAAACCAACGGUAAGCGAGAAGCUGGAAGCUACCCGAGACUUGAUGUAAAUCAAUUUAGUGAUAUUUCAUCAGAUUCAAAUCCAGCUUGUGCCCAACCACCACCGGUCUUACCUGUAAACUACGCUCAAAUGCAUGUUUUGUCUGGUGCAAAAGAGCAAGCUUUUUUGACAAGUGAUGUUGCGGGUGCGGGAGUUGGUGUUGGUGCUGGAGCGCAAAAAAGUAAUUUACAACGAGAGAGUUCAAUUCUGCAAAUAGCUUCGAUUGCUGCGCCUAAUCUCAUAACGCCUACACCUUUGACAGCACGAACUUUUGUAAAUCAGCCAUCACAAAUUGGAACACAUUUACACGGGAUGGAGGGUUCAGCUGCUGGCGGUCAAAAACAAAAUUUCAUUUCACCUCUUCACUCGGCAUCAUCUCAAAGUUCUACAAUUACUACAACAACUUGUCGACUUAAAACCAAAGCCGCUAUGAAGGGCUAUGAUAAUUUAAAAGUGUCUAUUCCCACAAUAGGAUUGGACAUGGAACACGCCUUAGAACGUAGCCCACGGCCAGGCUGUAAACUAACAACUUUGGCUGACAUAGCACUUGGAAAUGAAACACCUCACACAACAUUUACACCUUCAUCGCUACAAAUGCACAAUGACCAAAAGUCCAAAUGCAAACAAAAACCUUCCACAAACAGUGAAAUUCCUAUUAAUUUCCCUGCCAUUUUGCAGAGCCAACCAACAAAAGAAAAUCAAGUGUCAUUAAACAAGAAAAGAGAAAAUUCGCCGAUUAAAGAAUGCUCGCUUGUGAUAUCGGUUCACGAUACCGAAAGCUGCAUGCCAAUUGUAUUAAGUUCACCCAAAAAACCCGAAAGUAUUAUUCCCAAAGACAUUUAUGAAUUCGAUGAUUCUGAAAAUACUCCCAUUUCAAAAGCUAUACAAUCACCAUUCAAGUUAGCAGAAGAUAAUGAUGCAGGUCCUAAAAAAGCAAUUAUCAUUCCUGAGAGACCAUUCAAAAAUAUUGGAAUGGAAGAAAAGGAAGCAAUUAAAUUCCAAAAACCAGAAACACCAGCCAUCAACGAUGAGAAUACAACAUCCACAGUAACCUACUCGGAUCGAGAUGACUUUGUUUAUGGCUCAAUGAGUGGCGGUGAUGAUGACAACGACAACGACAAUGAUAACGAUAACGAUGACAACAAGGAAACUCACGUCGAUUCUGACGAAAGUAGUAAUUCGAGUGCGUUCACGGCGAAAACAUUUGAAAACAAAUCCCUUAUUAUGGGACGUAUUUUCAAGAAUGCUAAAACAAAGCCGAAAUUACCCGUCGAAAAGCCUGUACUACCCACUCCCGAACCACCGAAGCAAAUUCCAAAACAAGAGCUCGAUAGGCUAUUCGACACGUUGAGAGGCGUAAAUGAGAAUCGCCAAAAUGCAAAAGAAGAAAGGGAGGAAAAUGUCGCUAACACAUCGAGGAAGAAAGAAACUCAAACGGCUAAAAGAAAAGCAACAGAAACCGCCAAGGCCGCAAAGACUAAACCAACAACUAAUAAACCAAAUAAACGGGUUGCAAAGAAAACCGAACAACAAACUUCGAAAGAAAUGUCUCAACUGCAUGCUGAACUUGGAAUGUCCCCAGCCGAAAUAGCAGAGCUAAUUGGUGAAGGGCAGAGAAAGUCCCAGAGAAGAUGUGCCGUCAAUCGACCAAAAAAACUAGUUGAAAUAUGGAGCUCUGAUGAAUUUGAAGAAUUUCUAUCGACGAAAGACAUCAUUGCUCUGAUCGAAGAAAAGGAACAAAAAACGAAGAAAAAGAAGAAAACCGCAUCUACCCUCUCGAAGAAAUCAAAUCUAACCGCAGCUUCAAGUAGAAACAGCAAAAAGGAUGCUGACGAUCAAUCAGUUACCCAAUCGGAAGACGACAAAUCCCAUAGUGCUCCUGCUUCUCCACAAAAAAGCCUAAAAAAUAACACCCCUGAAACUUCGAAAGCAGCCAAACUUGCAAACGCAGCCAAGAGUACUAAAACACCCAAGGGAAAGAAGAAAGGUGCUACUGCUACAGCUAACACUCCCGCCAUCACACCUGCUCCGGCACCCGCGCCUGCACCUAAAGUAACUGCGAGACCACAAAGAGAAACCAAACCGACGACAAGCGGAAGGAAUCCUAUUGAAUCUACAAAAACCAAUAGUUCACCCUUUAAAAAACCAACGCAAAAGAAUAUUAUUUCUAAAAUUGCCGCUGACGACUCUGAGAGCGAUUUCGAAGCUGAGCUAAAUCGAAGAACCAAGACGGCCGGGCCAAUUCGUAAUCGCCGAAAAACAAUUUCAGGUAAAUUAGAAAAUGAUGCUGGAUCAUCAUCGAGCGGUGCUAAUAAUAAGAAAGCUGCUGCGGGAAAAACAAAAAAUGAAAAAUCAGAAACCCGCAGCUCUUCCAAACCAAAAACAACACAACCGUCGACCGCUGAUAGUUUACAAAGUAGGCCACAAGCCAGAAGAAAAAGAAUAGCAUCUGAAAUGCUCUACUAUUGGUCGUCGUCAAGUGACGAGGAAUUCGGUCGAAUUGAAUCGCCACAUGACGACGAACAUCAUAUUGAAGAAAGCGAAAACUAUCAGCAGCACGGUUGGAUUGUCGGCGAUUCACACAAAAAGUUGGUGACGCUUCUCGCAAUAGCUAAGGGCAAUAAAAAAGUCGAUGAUUGCGGUGUAAAGGAGACUAGCUCUAAGAAAAAGAGCUAGACCCUUUCUCAAAAAAGCAAUCAAUGUUGUGCAAUCUGAAAUCAUACCAUUUUUAACAUGUCAAUUUAGUGUUAAUUGUAAUGUCUCUUCCUUUUUUUCCAUUAAUCCAAUUGUGACAAUAAAACAGUCGACAGAUUUGUAUUAAUAAUAUUAUUUACAGCAAAAGCAAAUCAACCAAUCCGCAAUAAUAAAAAUUGAAUAUUGAAAAUUGUAAAAAAAAAAAAUAAUAAUAACAAAACUGAAUAGCAUUAAGAAGAGUCCAAGAGCAUGGAAACAAAUUUAAAUUUUUAGCAAUAGUGUAGAAGCGAGAUUCAGACCACAUGUUUUAAUGGUGUAAAUAGUUUUGUUUUAGGUUAGAAUAUAGUCAUUAUAAUUUAUAUAUGUAUAUGGUAUAUAUAUAAAUUGCUAAUAGCUUAAAAUUUAAAAAAAUAAAUUAAUUAUUCAAAUGUUUGUUUAAAUUAAACGGAUAUAGAACAAAAAUAUAAUACAUAUGUCAAAGAGAAAAUUGUAUUCAUAACUUGACAUUAUGAAGCCUCGAGCGAAUAUAGCAUGUAAAUGUAUUUUAUUUUUUGUAUUAUUGUAACAACAAACCUCCACUCACUCUCCUAAUCCCAGAAACCAAACCAUUAUGUCUUGAUCUUGACCAUUGCACAAUUAUUGUUUAAUCGUUCCUUCUCCUCAUAUAUAUGAUAUAUGUAUGUAUAAAAUAAAAAUUGGCAACAUAAAAGUUUUAAAUAUAAUAUUUUACUGUAGGCUCUCUUUUGAUUUUGCUUAUGAUGAGACAUUAUAUUAUGUAAUUUAGAUGAAAUGAAUUAAUUAUUAUUAUAAAAGAAAAGAAAACAAAAAUACAAUAGAUAUCAAAUCUAUAUUAUACACUUACUAUUCCGUAGUUUCAUCAACUAUCCGUUUACAAAAAAGAAAAAGAAACAAAACAAAAAAAAAAAGAAAUAAAAUUAUAACAAAACAAAAAAAUAAUUUUAAGUAUUUAAUAGAUGUAAAAUAUAUAAUUGAAAACAAAAAAAUAUAAUUGAGAAACAAAAAUGUGCAAGUGUUUUUUUUGUAUAAUUUGUUUUAUAAUUUUUGCUCUUAAACACAUAAAUCUAUAUAUACAUAAAUGAUAAUUUUAUUUCCAUUUAUUUUCCAUGUUUUCAUAUUUUUGGGAAAUAUUUAAUUCAUUUAAGGAAUGUUAUAAAAAGCAUUGGAAAGAGAGUUCAUAUCGAACUGUACAAUGUGUAAAGAAAAGUAAUAAGAAAAAAAUAAAUAUUUUUAUUAAAUAUGGACAAUGUAAUAUCAUUAAAUUUAUACAUAAAUAAAUCAAACUUAUGACAAAA
Messenger RNA from Eupeodes corollae, 14103 nucleotides. RefSeq lists its product as uncharacterized. The transcript is spliced from 4 exons. The record is from RefSeq and is a predicted model, not a curated record. Lineage: Eukaryota; Metazoa; Arthropoda; Insecta; Diptera; Syrphidae. The coding region runs from base 599 to 12772 and encodes 4057 amino acids.